Messenger RNA from Centruroides sculpturatus (bark scorpion), 774 nucleotides. Its product is annotated as calcyphosin-like protein. The transcript has 4 exons. Gene Ontology annotation, molecular function: calcium ion binding. The coding region runs from base 150 to 629 and encodes 159 amino acids. The record is from RefSeq and is a predicted model, not a curated record. NCBI's taxonomy places the organism in Eukaryota, Metazoa, Arthropoda, Arachnida, Scorpiones, Buthidae.
GUCAAGUUUUACAACAAUAUCAUAAGUUAACUCUUCUGAUUUAAUUUUCCAACAUUUCUGUCGCCUUGAUGAAAUAUUUAUAUAAAUUGUAGAGAUCUUUUUUAUUAAAAUUGUUUAAAUUAUUUCUAUAAUCUUGAAUAUUUCGAGUGAUGGACGAUAACCGUGAUCGGAAAUUGGAUAGAGAAGAGCUACAACAGGGUAUGGAAGAUUACGGAAUGUCACUAGACGCGGAAGAAGUGGAAGAGAUCUUUACCGAAUUUGACCAAGACGAAACAGGAACCAUUUACUUCGAAGAAUUCCUCAAAGGACUCCGCCCUCCGAUGUCGGACACCAGAAUCGACAUGAUCAAUCAAGCCUUUGACAAAAUGGAUGCUUCGGGAGAGGGUUUGAUUACAAUUAGCGAUCUAAAGAACGUAUACGACCCUUCUUAUCAUCCUAAAUUCCAGAGUGGUGAUAUGAGUGAAGAUGAAGUGUUUCAGGAAUUUUUGAACAGUUUCGAUGUACCCGACGAUCCCGAUGGAACGGUUACUAGAGAAGAUUUUCUGAAUUACUAUUCGGGAGUUAGCGCUUCUAUAGACGACGAUGAAUAUUUUGUGGAAAUGAUGAAAGGGUCUUGGAAACUGGAAUAAAGAGAAGAGCCAUCCCUCCUUUCUUUUGUUAAGAUUGGUUGCAAAAAUUAUUUCAACGUUGCAAAUUAUUUUAAAAUUGUAAUAUAGUUUUAAUGUAUUGCUACUUAAUAGUAGUUCAUAUUUUAAUAAAUCGAUUAAUAUUUUG